CUGAACAUUCGUAGCUACAUAUUUGCACUAGAUUGGUAGAUUACUCAAUCUAAGCCAAUUUUCAGAAGAUUUAGAACAAAAUAACAUUAGGUGAUUAUGCACAUGUCAUAGUGUAUAAUUUGCAUACAUGAAACACACCAUAUCCGUUUCAGCAACAAAAUAUAUGUACUGGAUACGCACUACGCAAAUAUACAUAACUAAUUGCUAAAUGUUACAUCAUACAAAUUUGAGUCGCAACCAGGAUAAACCUCCCCAUUGAAGUUAAAUAUAUCAAUUUGAAGCACAAAUAAGCAAUUUUCACUCAAAUUGUUCCACAUUUUACAAAUGUUGUGCAAUAUUCUACUUUAAAAACCAAAAUACAAAUUCAGUUUGUAGAUGUGUUUGCAUUGUUCAAAAUGCAAAUUGUUGCAGAAUGUAUUGAAAAAUCUUAUUGUUGAACAAUAUACUAAUUUUUUGUACAUUAUGCAUUUAGAAAACUGACUUAUCCCUCUCAGGUCCUAUAAUUUAUUAAUUCAACUCUGUCAAUAUGAAAGCAAGCAUUUUGUUCAUAGUGGUGGCAAUUCUCUCCUCAAAAAUUGCAAAUGCUACUAAUAUAACUGGAUAUCAAUCUGUUAUCGAGGACUCUAAAAUUGUUGGCGGUCAGCCUGCAACUCUUGGACAAUUUCCUUUUCAAGUUUCCAUAAUCAUUGGUGGAUCGUCGCUUUGUGGCGGUUCCUUAAUCUCAGAUCGGGAAGUUUUGACAGCUGCGCAUUGUACAUAUGGUAAUUCCGCUGGUGCGUUUGUGGUUCGUGCAGGAUCGCUAAGAGCACGAACCGAUGGACAAUCUCGAACAGUGUCACAAGUCAGGCAGCAUCCCCAGUACAACGCUAACACCGUAGAUAACGACGUGUCCGUAUUAGUGCUCUCCUCACCUUUUACGCUAAGCAAUACCGUGGGGGUAGCAACUUUGGCAACAUCUGAGCCAUCGGCGUCCACGGCGUGUCAAGCUGCUGGUUGGGGUCUGCUAAUGGAGGGAGGUCCAUCGACUGCCUUUCUCCAGUAUGUCGACUUGCCUAUUGUGAGUCGAGCAGGAUGUGCAGCAGUUUAUGGGGUCGGAAGGAUUUCAGCGAAUCAGAUCUGUGCCGGACACAGCGCCGGUGGAAGGGACACGUGUCAGGGUGAUUCAGGCGGGGGACUUUUCUUGGCCGGGACAAACACGCAAGUCGGGAUUGUCAGUUAUGGAAAUGGGUGUGCCAGGCCAAACAUUCCCGGAGUGUAUACCAACGUGGCACGUUAUUCUGCCUGGAUUAGAGAUGGGACACAGCCAACAACGCUAUGCACUGGACUUCUUGACAUUUGUAAUCGUAUCCCGGGUACAAUCUUUUGUAGCAAGAUGAGCCUGCUUUGUAAUUUGGGCAAUUUGUUUGGAUAAAGUGGAAGGAACUGCACAAAGUGAAAAACAUUGCACAAUUGAGACAAAUUUAUUUUAAAACUUUUUGUUCAAAUAAAGUGAAAAGUAGUUCCGAGUAUUUGAAAGGAA
Messenger RNA from Folsomia candida, 1519 nucleotides. RefSeq names its product trypsin. NCBI's taxonomy places the organism in Eukaryota, Metazoa, Arthropoda, Collembola, Entomobryomorpha, Isotomidae. The transcript has 7 exons. Gene Ontology annotation, biological process: proteolysis. Gene Ontology annotation, molecular function: serine-type endopeptidase activity. The record is from RefSeq and is a predicted model, not a curated record. Bases 527 to 1411 code for a protein of 294 amino acids.